CGGGGCUGUCCUGCCCUUCCCUCUUCCUACCCUCCCAUUCCCACAUGAAACCAGAUUUAAUGCAAACAAGCUGGCCUGGCUCAGAGCUGCCCAGGACGCUGCCGAGAGCAGAGCAGAGCAGAGCAGAACGGAGUCCCUCCAGGCGCCAGGCGCCCCAACUCGGAGAGAAACUUCCCGAGAGGACCCAGCCGCCUUCCCACCUCCUCUUCCCCGGAAAUCUGUGUGGUCCUUUGAGCCUUGCCAUGGCAGCCAUGCAAGAUCUCUGCCUGCUUCUUCUCUUGAUGUCUCCCUUUUGUGCCUCAAGAUCAAUUCAGAACCUGGUCCUGGAAGACAGCGAGGGGAGCGGAGACAGCGAGGGGGCUCCCCCCGACCCCACUUCUGCCAGGGCGACUCUGAGUGCGAGUCCCACCUCAGGGAGCCUUGUGGUCGAUUCGGUCAACGGAACUUUGCACUCGUUCAACAUCCUGGACGGCAUUGUGAACUUCUUCCAGACGUACAUGCUCCUGAUCGUGGUGUUGGGCUCCCUUCUCCUCAUCAUCCUUUCCAUCGUGUGUGCGGCUGUCAUCACCCAGCAGAAACACAAGGCCUCCGCCUAUUACCCGUCAUCUUUUCCAAAAAAGAAGUACGUGGAUCAGAACGACAAGGCAGGGGGGGCCAAGGCCUUCAGCGAAGUUCCCGAGAAGCUGUCAGAUGACAGGCAAGAGGAGCCGGUGGAUUCCACCAAACAGUUGCAGGCUGACAUCUUAGCUGCUGCCCAGAACCUCAAGUCUCCAACCAAGGUCGUCAUGGCGAAUGGGAAAAGUGGCCCCGUGGAAGAUCCACCGGUGGAAAGGAAAGAGGAAGGGCCCCAAAAAACAGAAGACGUGGAGGAAGGCAGCUCCAAAGAAGAAGAAGAAGAAGAAGAAGAAGGAGAGGAAAAAUCACCAACUGAGACUGAGCUGCCUCCAGAGACAUCAGCUACAAACAAUUUGGCGGAUGCUGAGACCAAAGAAGAAGAGAUCCCAUCUGUGGUGGAGACCCAUCCAUCUCCACUUGAGGAGUCCAAGGAAGCCCCACCCACCGAGAAACCUGCCAUGUCUGCCUCAGAAGGUGAGAAGGAGCAGAAGGAAGAGCUCAGCGCUCCACUGACUCUUGACCCUACAGAAGAAUCCAAAAACUGAAUGGGGCCAGUUCCCAUCACUGGGGGGACAGCUUAUAAUAUGAAAUCUGCAGGGAUCUGUUUAUCAAACAGAGGGCAGCAGAACUUUACCUUACCUGUAAAGAAGACAAGUUAGCCACCUCCCAAGAAACACCUGAAAGUUCUACAUUAUUGUGAUUUUUCUUUAAUGGACUUCCUUCAGUUAUGCAGAGUUGCCCAAGCCUUGUGCCCUCCAGGUGCAAGUCAUGGACCAUGACUUCCAUCAUCCCCUGCCAACCUACCCAGGGAGGUGAUGAGAGUCACUUAACCCAUCUGGGGGGAGAGGGAAGCUGAGUGACUGCAAUGUCAUAAUGUAGCUACUCAACCAGAUAUCCUUGAGCAGGGAAGAAAUAACUUAUUUUAGAAGACCUGUUGAAGACACAUAGACUUCAACGUGGUUCCAGGAUUCUUCUGGAAGAACCAUCCUAGUAUCGUCCUCCAGGACUUUCCCACUUUCAGGGAGAACAUAUCUGCACAUACGUACAUACAUAAUUUUUGAGGUGGGCCCUUUGGGUGAGCAUCUAACUCUAUUUAUAUCACUCCUUAAUUCUGGACCAAGAUUGUGUGCAGAGAUGAUUGGCCAACCUUUCUAUCAAUCAUGAAGUCAUCCAGACCUUUCUUCCCCCCCUCCACUGCUGAUGAGAUCGUCUUUGGGCAAACUUGAAGUUAUUUCAUACCUGUUCUUCUUUUAAAGCAAAUCUUGGCUCAACUCUGUUUAGUUGUCCCUUAUGUCAAUCAUUAAUUCAUUUACUUUUGCUCCUAUCAGCUCUGAAAGCUGAACUCAUGGCCGUAUAUAGUUUCAGAAUGGCCAACCUGAAUUCAGAUUUUUAAAUACAAUUUCCGGACAAGCAAUGACAACAAUAUACAAUGGAUCCACCACUCAGUCCAAGUUUGUUUGUUUUUUUUUAAAUCUGGUUUCUGAGAAUCCUUAACUUCAAGUUCUCCAGAUGCUUUAGGAGAUCUGAUUGCUCAAUCCAACCAACCUUGGGAAGAAUCUCAUGACAUUUCUGAUAAUUAUUCCUCUUAAAGGUCUACAAAUACUCAGACUUUUGUAUGGAGGGGAAGACACUGAGGACUUUCACGAGUGAAUGAAGCCCAACAAAGGUGGAGUUUUUAAUCUAUGUUCAAUCCCGAAGUUCUUCACUUGUCAAGAUUUGGUUAAUCUUCAGAGGCCUCAUAUUUUUCAGCAUUCACCAGUAGUGUGUUCCACUUACCUUCGCUACCGGUUCGGAGCUGUGAGCGCGCGCGCAUGCAUAAAACCUUCUGCACAUGCGCAGAGCGCCCGUGAUGACAUCUGGGCGGGUGGGCGGAGCCUCCUGCUGCCGCCACUACCGAUUCACCCAACCGGGGCAAACCAAUAGAAACCCACCACUGAUUCAAAUGUUUUCAGGGCUUUUUAAAACUCAGUUAUUAGGGAAGUGGAGGGAAGACUUUUGGUCAUUUUUUUUAAAAAAAAUGUUUUUAUACUUUGACGGGGGACAUUGGAUUUCAGAUUUCCAGGGCUAAUCUUUCUGGGCCAACUAGAGAAACGUUUCAGUAAGCCUUACAGCUGAAGCAAGUGAGAUUAACCUGGUUUGCGACAAGCCUUGAAGAAGCUGGGUGCCAGGAGAACAUAUUUGCAACAACAGAAAAAGCCCUCCUUGGUUUUUCCCAGCCUCUUUGCAAAGGUUCUGCUGAUAUUUAUGACUUUUCCUCCCACUGGGGUUCUCCCAGGGUGACCCUUGUAAUCCUAGUAAAAACAUCUAUAAAUUUAGCUGACCAAGACGUUUAUUGUAGUUUUGAGGACUUAUCUGGGGCAGGGUUUAGUAGGUUGACCGUCUCUGGCAGUCCCCACAGUCCUACACUCUCAAGGCCAUUUUUGAAAGAGAGACGCUAACGGGGCUGUAAAAGACAACAUCUGGAGCUUUGCAACCAGAUAAACCCCAACUGGGUUAGCAUGAAGAGGCUUUUGUGAACCUCUCAGCAUCUUUUUCUAGGGCUUCCUAAACCUUAAAAACGUGAGGAAGGACACAGUGUUGAUAAAAACACAAAAUAAACAUCUUUAGAGCCCUUCUUGACUUUCCAGAUGUUCCAACCCAGUCCAUGUCUGGCAAAAGUCCAGGCGUGGCAGAAACCAGAUGCCCAAAUACUUAGAAUUGUGUUUCUCAAGCGUUAAAGUGUUUGCACUUCAACUCCCAGAAUUCCCCAGGCAGCACAGUUUAAUUGGUUGAUAUGGCCAAGGAUUUCCAAAAAAUGGUCCAAAUUCAAUAAAAUGCCUUCACUGUAAUGUUCCUUUCCCUUGCCUGAACCCGCCCUAAGCCUACAAUGAGUCCAAAUGUAUUUUUCUCCGUUAUAGACGUAUGUUCCAUUAAAAAGAAACGAUAAAGCUUG
Molecule: messenger RNA, 3547 nt
Organism: Pantherophis guttatus
Lineage: Eukaryota; Metazoa; Chordata; Lepidosauria; Squamata; Colubridae
Gene: TMEM119
Product: transmembrane protein 119
Biological process (GO): positive regulation of osteoblast proliferation; ossification; positive regulation of bone mineralization
Cellular component (GO): plasma membrane
Source: RefSeq, a predicted model, not a curated record